UCGGUGUCGCAGUCAAUGAAUAACUCUACAUUAUAAUUAUUUUGUAUUUUAUUAAUUUUGACCAUAAUCAGAAUAAUAUCAUCAAGACGUCGACCUUGUCCCUAUCCCGGAGGGCACUUCAAGUUCAUAUUAUAAUUGACCAGUGACAAUUAUUGUAUUUACCGAUAUCAUCUGUGGCACAGUUAUUGGUUGAAUAUUACGUCCUGUUACUUAAAAAGUCGAACUUCCUUAUUUCCUAAGACAUGUCGGUCGUCUACAAAGCCGUAGUUUCAGCAGCCGACAAAGUUGUACCACGGGGCUUGAGACCACUCUGGGAACAUCCGGCGGGUCCAAAGACUAUUUUCUUCUGGGCACCCGCAUUUAAAUGGGGCUUAGUUAUUGCUGGAAUUGGAGAUAUUACUCGUCCAGCAGAAAAAAUUAGCAUAUCUCAAUGCUCAGCAUUAGCUGCCACCGGUAUCGUGUGGUCACGAUAUUCACUCGUCAUUAUACCAAAAAACUGGAGCUUGUUUAGCGUUAAUGUUUUUGUGGGUGCUACAAAUUUAUAUCACUUGGUCAGAGCUUUUAUGUACCAACAAGAACAAAAGAAAGCAUUGGAAAGUGGCACUAAAAGUGACAAAUAGAUUAAAUGUACAUUAAAAUGUAUAAUUUAAUGAUAAAAUAAUUUUAAUGUUUUUGUUGUAUAAAAUGAGUCAAAAAUUAUUCAAUUACAAUAAGGAUGAAUAAAUGAUUUGUCUUAUUGAAAGAAUAAUAAUAAAGUCAUUAUCAUAAUGAAUUAGAUGAAUAAAUACAUUUAUUGUACAACUAUCUGGCUCAGUAACCUCUUUUAAAGCCGUCUGCACCGCUAUAGCCUCUGAAACCUCGUCCUAAAAAAAGAGAUUAUUAUUUUUUAGAAUUCAAUUAGAUACAAGCAUAAUUUUAUAAUAAUAUUGUUAUGUAUAAUGUAUAUUGUUAUUUUUUAUACUAAUUUAAUCAUAAAAGCUCAAUUGGAGGAAAAUAUACGAGACAUAAAUAUUUAUUA
Molecule: messenger RNA, 1018 nt
Organism: Myzus persicae (green peach aphid)
Lineage: Eukaryota; Metazoa; Arthropoda; Insecta; Hemiptera; Aphididae
Product: mitochondrial pyruvate carrier 2-like
Exons: 4
Coding region: 243-620 (125 amino acids)
Biological process (GO): pyruvate import into mitochondria
Cellular component (GO): mitochondrial inner membrane
Molecular function (GO): pyruvate transmembrane transporter activity
Source: RefSeq, a predicted model, not a curated record